GGGGUCCAGCAGCAGAGGGGACCCAGGAGGAGCCCAGCCCUCGCUCCCAGACGCAUUCAGCCUGAGGCUGGCUGACCCGGUGGCAUUCCUGCUCCUCAGGUAUCGCACUCAGCAGCCGACCGACCACACAGGCGGAGAUGCUGGCGGCGGUCAGCCAAGAUGACCAGGACCACGUCUCCGUGAUCUUCCGCCAAGCCUGCGAGUAUCUGCAGCUAGUCUUUGGUGUUGACGUGAAGGAAGUGGACCCCAGAGACCACUCCUUCUUCCUGGUCACCAUCCUUGGCCUGAUAUGUGAUGGGAUGCUAAGCAGUAGGCAGGGCAUACCCACGGCCAGCCUCCUGGUGCUGGUCUUGGGGGUGGUCCUCCUGGAGAACAACUGUGCCCCUGAGGAGGAGGUGUGGAACGUGCGGGCUACCAACUGAGACCUACUCUGAUGACAACGUGACCUAGGGGCAAGAAAUCAGGACGCGUUAUCAGGGCAUACGUGAGCAGCACCAACUAACCAGCAGGAUCAGUUGGAAGAGACCAAAGUGGGAAGUGUGUGGCCACCAUGAAUAAAAGGGGAGCUAACAACUGAAAACCAACUCUGAGGACAACGUGACUUGGGGGCAAGAAAACAGGACUUUGUUUUGGGGCUUAUCUGAGCAGGACCAACUAACCAGAUGGAACAGUUGGAAAAGACCAAAGCAGAAAGUGGGUGGGGGGGGGCUACCAACUGGGAUCCUACUCUGAGGACCACUUGAUCUAGAGGACAAGAAAACAGGACUCUUUGCUCGGGCCUCAAUGCGCAGGACCAACUAACCAGCAGGAAUAUUUGGUGGAGACCAAAGAUGGGAGUGUGUGCUGGGGAGGGGUGGCUGGAGUAAAACGGGGGCUACCAACUGGAACCCUACUCUGAGGACAACUUGACCUGGGGGAAAGAUAAAAGGACUCAUUGUUGUGGCCUAUUUGAAGAGGACCAACUAGCCGGCAGGAGCAGGUGGAAGAGACCGAGGCGGAACUUUGUUGGGGGUAGGAAUAAACGGGGGGCUACCAACUGAGAAACUACUCUGAGGGCAACUUGAACUGGGGGCAAGAGAACAGGACUCUUUGUUGGGGCCUAUCUGAGCAGGAACACCUAAUCAGCAGGACCAGUAGGAAGAGACCAAAGCAGGAACUGUGAGGGGGGCAGCAGGAAUAAAAGGGGGGCAACCACCUGAAACCAUUCUCUGAGUAGAACUUAACCUGGGGGCAAGAAAAAAGGACUCUUUGUUGGGGCCUAUCUGUGCCGGAGCAACUAACCAGCAUUAACAUUUUGAAGAGACCAAUGCAGGAAGUGGGGGAAACGAAUAAAAGGGAAGGCAACCAUCUGAGACCCUAUCCUGAACACAAUUUGACCCGGUGGCAAGAAACCAGGACUACUGGUGCGUGUCUAUCUGAGCAGGACCAACUAAGAAGUAGGAACAGUUGGAGGAGACCACAGCGGGAAGAGGGGGAAGGGAACAAAGGGGGACUAAACACUGAAACCCUACUUUGAAGACACCUUGACCUGGGGCAAGAAAAUAGGACUCUUUCUUGGGGGCUAUCUGAGCCGGACCAUCUAACCAAAAGGAACAGUUGGAAGAGACCAAAGCGGG
Neofelis nebulosa (Clouded leopard) is the source of this 1616-nucleotide messenger RNA. RefSeq names its product melanoma-associated antigen 9-like. The transcript has a single exon. Gene Ontology annotation, biological process: negative regulation of transcription by RNA polymerase II. Bases 138 to 422 code for a protein of 94 amino acids. NCBI's taxonomy places the organism in Eukaryota, Metazoa, Chordata, Mammalia, Carnivora, Felidae. Gene Ontology annotation, cellular component: nucleus. The record is from RefSeq and is a predicted model, not a curated record.